GCAGAUGAAGAUCAAAUGUUCUACUACUUUAUCAAAUCUGAGAGUAAUCCAGAAGAAGACCCUCUUCUUGUCUGGUUAACUGGAGGACCUGGCUGCUCUUCUUUCUUUGGUCUUGUUUAUGAGAAUGGGCCUCUUGCUUUCAAGGUUAAGGCCUACAAUGGAAGUAUCCCCACGUUGUUCUCCACUACAUAUUCAUGGACAAAGGUUGCGAAUAUAAUAUAUUUGGAUCAACCUGUUGGAACUGGCUUCUCCUACUCAAAAAAUCCACUUGCUGAUAUACCAAGUGACACAGGAUCAGCUAAGCGGGUAGACGAGUUUCUUCGUAAGUGGCUAGCCAAGCAUCCUGAGUAUUUCUCCAAUCCUUUCUAUGUCACCGGUAAUUCUUAUGCCGGUAAGGUGAUCCCGGCAAUCGUUCACGAAAUCUCAAAUGGGAAUUGUAUAUGCUGCAAACCUCAAAUAAAUCUUCAGGGAUAUGUGCUCGGAAGCCCGGUAACAGACCCUGAUCUUGAUACAAACUCACGCAUUCAAUUUGCUCAUGGAAUGGCACUCAUCUCUGAUGAACUAUAUGAGUCAAUGAAGAGAAGCUGUGGAGGAAACUAUAUUAUUGUAGAUCCUCUUAACACAGAAUGCUUGGAACUCAUUGAAGACUAUGACAAGUGUGUUUCUGGAAUAUUUGAAAACCAUAUUCUAACACCAAAAUGUGACAGUACAUCUCCUGAUUGCCACUUGUAUGGUUAUAAGCUAUCCGAAUACUGGGUCAAUAAGGAGAGCGUACGCAGAGCACUUAAAGUUGUGGAGGGUACUACAGGUAAAUGGGUACGAUGUAAAUGGAGUUUGCAAGUAAAUAAAGACAUUAAAAGCAGCAUACCAUACCAUAAGAAGAAUAGCAUCGAAGGCUAUCGAUCUCUCAUCAUCAGUGGUGAUCACGACAUGCUAACGCCUUACGUUGGAACUCAAGACUGGAUAAGGUCUCUCAACUAUUCCAUUAUUGACAAAUGGACGCCAUGGAUGAUACACGAUCAAGUCGCUGGGUACACUACGACCUAUGCUAACAAGAUGACAUUUGCCACUGUGAAAGGAGGCGGGCACACGUUAGAGUAUAAACCGGAGGAGUCUUCAAUCUUGUUCAAAAGGUGGAUAAGUGGCCAACCACUUUAAAACACACAAACUUUAGUCUUGGAGUGGUCUUGUUGAUAUCGAAAAUGUUUGGUUUUGAUGCAUCAUCAUCUGAAAUUACAUUUUAGGUGUAAGAAAAAGAGUGU
This is a messenger RNA of Capsella rubella, 1262 nucleotides long. RefSeq names its product serine carboxypeptidase-like 16. Gene Ontology annotation, molecular function: serine-type carboxypeptidase activity; acyltransferase activity, transferring groups other than amino-acyl groups. Bases 16 to 1158 code for a protein of 380 amino acids. The record is from RefSeq and is a predicted model, not a curated record. The transcript has 13 exons. Lineage: Eukaryota; Viridiplantae; Streptophyta; Magnoliopsida; Brassicales; Brassicaceae. Gene Ontology annotation, biological process: secondary metabolic process; proteolysis.